AUGGCCGCUCUAUCAUGCACCACCCCCAUUCCCUUCUUCAUACUCAUACUACUACUCUCCUUCGUCUCAUCAUCAUCUUCUUCUUCUUCUUCUAGCCCGACCAACAGUAAUGGCAGCGACACCGACCUCGCUGCGCUGCUAGCUUUCAAAGCCCAGCUUGCCGACCCUCUCCGUGUCCUUGCCAGCAACUGGAGCACUGACACGUCCUUCUGCAAUUGGUUCGGUGUCUCAUGUAGCCGAAGCAGGCAACGAGUCACCGCUCUGUCGUUGCCAGAGACGCCUCUCGUUGGAUCCGUGUCACCUCGUAUUGGUAAUCUUUCUUUUCUCUCCUACCUCGAUCUGACCAACACCAAUCUCACGGGUUCCAUUCCAACCGAACUUGGUAGGCUACAUCGUCUUAGGUAUCUAAGUUUUUAUGAAAAUAGUUUGUCAGACACCAUACCUAGUACCCUGGGGAACCUCACGAGGCUCAUGUUUCUUCAUCUAGCUUAUAACCAACUCUCAGGCCAUAUCCCUUUUGAGAUGCUACUGCAUAUGUCCAACCUUAGGAAAAUUAAUAUGUAUGCAAAUGACUUGAGUGGCCAAAUACCAUCAUAUUUUUUCAACAACACGCCUUCCUUGACAUACAUCAAUUUUGGAAAUAAUAGCUUGUCAGGUCCUAUUCCACACGCCGUUGCACACCUAUCCAUGCUUGAGAAAUUCAUCCUCGAGGUUAAUCAACUCUCUGGUCCAGUACCACAAGCCAUGUAUAACAUGUCCAGGUUGCACACUAUGGCACUUGCAAGUAAUGGUAACCUAACCGGGACGUUUCUGACCAAUCAAAGUUUCAACCUCCCAAUGUUGCGAUUUAUAUCAUUAUCUAGUAACAAGUUUUUCGGCCAGUUUCCAGCAGAGCUUGCAUCAUGCCAGUACCUGGAGAUAAUUGAUUUGGGUGAAAAUUCUUUUGAGGGCACUGUGCCAACAGGGUUGUCCAAAUUAUCACACCUCCAGGUUCUUCACUUAGGUUAUAAUAACAUUAUUGGUCCUAUCCCAACCGCUCUUAGCAAUCUUACCAAUCUUACAUAUCUAGAUCUCAGCGGCGGAAAUUUGGAAGGGGAGAUUCCACAAGAAUUAGGUCUCAUGCAGGAACUCUCAUUUCUGUCUCUUGGAUCCAAUCAGUUGAUAGGAGAAAUUCCAGCUUCCCUUGGCAACUUAUCAAAAUUGUCUGUUCUAAUUUUGGCAAAUAGUAAACUUUCUGGUCAAGUACCAAUAACACUUGGGGAAAAUGCAGCUUUGAACAAGCUUCUUUUGUCAAGUAACAAUUUGGAGGGGAAUCUAGACUUCUUGUCAGCUCUUUCCCAGUGCAGACAACUCCAAGUCCUUACAAUCGAAGAUAAUUCUUUCACUGGCGUCCUCCCAAGUCUUGUGGGAAACCUUAGUUCAAAGCUAGUCACUUUCAUUGCAAGCAAAAACCAGUUAAUAGGUGGACUUCCAGUUGCAAUUGCAAACAUAAGCAGCCUUGUACGGAUAGAUCUUAGUGACAACCUACUCACCGAGCCAGUCCCGGGGUCCAUCACUAUGUUAGAAAAUCUGGUGUGGCUCGAUCUCUCCAACAAUGACAUGUCAGGUCCUAUCCCGAUACAAAUUGGUAUGCUCGGGCGUCUAGAACAAUUGUUUCUCCAAGCAAACAAAUUCUCAGGCUCUAUACCAAGAAGCUUUGGGAAUAUUAGUUCUUUAGAAUACAUUGACCUAUCCAAUAACCAAUUAAGUUCAAUGAUACAUUCGAGCAUUUUCCACCUAGAUAAACUUCUGACACUAGAUCUUUCAAAUAAUUCCUUUACUGGUGCGCUACCAUCUGAUGUUUCCAGUCUAAGUCAAAUAUAUCAAAUGGACCUCUCUUUCAACUUCUUGGUCGGAAGCAUCCCAGAAUCCUUUGGACAACUUAAUAUGUUAACUUUCAUAAAUCUAUCGCACAACUCCUUCAAAGGUUUUAUUCCGGGCACACUCGAAAAGCUAAAAGGCUUGGCAUCAUUAGACCUCUCAUCUAACGACCUCUCUGGUAGCAUUCCCAUGUUCUUUGCCAACUUUUCCUACUUGACUAUCUUGAACCUCUCAUUCAAUAAUCUGGAAGGCCAGAUACCCGAGGGGGGUGUUUUCUCAAACCUCACCUUUCAGUCUUUGAUUGGGAAUGAUGGUCUAUGUGGUGCUCCGCGUCUUGGAUUUUUGACAUGCCUUGACAUGCCUCGCUCAAGUAAUAGAAAAUUGCUACAAAUUCUAAUCCCAACACUCACACUAGUUGUUGGUGCGAUUGCCAUUUGCAUAUACCUAUGGUCUAGAAAGAAACUUAACAUGGGAAAUGAGAUAACGGUUGAUGAUCUAACAAAUGUGGCUGGUUACCAGAUAGUCUCCUAUCAUGAGCUCAUUCGUGCCACCAAUAGUUUCAAUGAAGAAAACAUCUUAGGCUCAGGAAGCUUUGGAAAAGUCUUCAAGGGCCAAUUGAGCACUGGUUUGGUGGUGGCGAUAAAAGUUCCUGACAUGCAGCUAGAGCAGGCCAUCCGAAGUUUUGACGUCGAGUGUCAAGUGCUUCGCAUGGCACGACAUCGCAACCUAAUCAAGAUACUCAACACAUGUUCCAACCUUGACUUCAGAGCACUAGUGCUUCAGUACAUGCCAAAUGGCAGCUUAGAGACGCUCCUACACCAGUCUGACAGUUCAUGGCACCUUGGGUUCCUUGAGAGACUAGGUAUCAUGCUCGACGUGUCGAUGGCAAUGGAGUAUUUGCACCAUGAGCACUAUGAACUGAUCUUGCACUGUGACUUGAAACCUAGCAACGUGUUGUUUGAUGAGGAGAUGACGGCACAUGUGGCAGACUUUGGCAUUGCAAGGUUGAUUCUAGACGACAACUCCAUGAUAUCUGCGAGCAUGCCUGGAACAGUUGGAUAUAUGGCACCAGAAUAUGGGUCUCUUGGGAAAGCAUCACGGAAGAGUGACGUGUUCAGUUACGGACUCAUGCUCCUUGAAGUCUUCACUGGAAGGAGACCCACCGAUGCAAUGUUUGGCGCACAACUAACCCUCAGGCAGUGGGUUCAUCAGGCAUUUCCUGCAGAGCUUGUCCGAGUCAUUGAUGGACAGCUACUGCAAGACUCCUCUGCUACUUGCUGCAGCUUGGAAGAUGACUUUCUUGCAUCGGUGUUCGAGCUGGGUUUGCUCUGCUCUGGCAACUCGCCUGGCCAGAGGAUGACGAUGCAUGAUGUGGUUGUGACACUUAAGAAGAUCAAAGGCGAGUACACAACAAAACACACAGCGACAAUGUCACGUAAUGCUGCAUAGUGAGUUAUCUCCAUUGCACUUGGAACACCCAUAAGCGUCACGGAUGGGAAGGGAUAAAUCAGCAGUGACACAUAUUAUGCACUUGGGAUAUACAACUAUUUGAUCAUGCUUUUCUUCUCUCAGACUAUGAGAGGGAUGAUGUUGGAUGCGCUUCAUGGCACGGCUCGUCGCCUCACUUCACCGCCGGCCCCAUGAUGGGGUGGCCACUUGGUGGUCUUUUUUCUUGCUUUCUUUGGGCGUGUUUGUGCUGAGGCCCCAGCAGAGGUUUUAUUUCGCUUGUGUGCUACUUGAUGUUUGGACUGGUUCGC
Messenger RNA from Triticum dicoccoides, 3617 nucleotides. Its product is annotated as probable LRR receptor-like serine/threonine-protein kinase At3g47570. The coding region runs from base 1 to 3309 and encodes 1102 amino acids. NCBI's taxonomy places the organism in Eukaryota, Viridiplantae, Streptophyta, Magnoliopsida, Poales, Poaceae. Gene Ontology annotation, molecular function: protein kinase activity; protein binding; ATP binding. The record is from RefSeq and is a predicted model, not a curated record. The transcript has 2 exons. Gene Ontology annotation, biological process: protein phosphorylation.